GCGUGCCCUUUUAAUUUUUUUGGACCCUCGUGUCGCUACAAAUGCAACUGUCAAAAAACCUGUGACAAGUACGGGGAAUGCUUACCUAUGUACGGAUGCAACUUGGGAUGGUUCGGAUUUUUGUGCCAGCUAAAAGACUUGCUAAGGACUGUACCUACGCCAACGUUGACAACCAUUCCAGCAACGGGUCGUGGAACAGUUACGAACUUUUCGCAGGCGUUAGUGGAUAGGAACCCCUACACCUGUGCUGAAGAUCUCAGGUCUGUUAACAUGACAUUUGCUGUCCCUACCCACCUCACUGUGCUGAGACUUCAAGGCGCUCGGUUGGCCUACAUAGGAAGAAAACCGGGAGCAAUUAUAACUGCCUCCAACGACAACUUCAAGACUAGCGUGUGUUCCGACGGAAGCCGAGUCUUCGAAGUGGAUACCCAAAAUGCGGAAGACUCAACAGUGGACGUCUAUUGCAACACGCUUGUGCCGGCCACCCAUUUCCGUAUAACUAUUAGAGAUUUUAGAAGGGUCUGCACCGUAUAUGCCAGCGAUGCUUGCACGCUCUCCUAUUCGAGGCUGCCUUGCCCUGAUGAUUACUGCAAACGUUGUUUCAAUGAGCUGUGUGACAUGGCGACGGGCCAGUGUAAAAUUGGGUGUUUGGGGUAUUCCAAUUUUCCCUACUGUGAUAAAGCUUGUCUCAAGGGAUAUUUCGGAUUAAAUUGUCUCUUUAAGUGUAGCAGCUGUUUCAACGGAAAUUGUGACCCUUCAAGUGGGCUUUGCCUCAAAGGUUGUGACGGAUUCUCAGAUCCACCAAUGUGCACUAUUCGCUUACAAAAUUACUAUGAAUGUGCUAUUCAAGUGUUUCAUUUUGAGUAUUGUUUGCUACGUAUACACAGCGUGCCCAUUAAACUAUUUUGGACCCUCCUGUCGCUACAAGUGUAACUGUCUAAAAGGCUGCGACAAGUUCGGUGCCUGCUUAAACAAUUCCGACUGCAUUCCUGGAUGGUUCGGCUAUUUGUGCCAGUUACAAGACUUGAUGCUGGUUGAACCAAGGCCUACAGUGACGCCCGUGGUCAAAAAGGACCUCACGGAGCUAGUAGACGGAAAGCGGAUCACUUGCACUUGGUACAGCGUAGUAGCCUUCCAAGUCAACUUUCUGGUCCCAACAGACAUAACUGUCAUCAGGGUCUAUGUAAGAAAAGAUGAAAGGUCGGAUACGAUGGGAGGAAGCGUGAACGUGUCCAACGACAACUUCCAGACGAGCCUGUGUAUCAACGGAAGCAGGAGCGUGGAAGUGGACAAUGGAACCAUAGAUGUUUAUUGCACCUCAUCGGCCCCAGUCAAACAGCUUCGUGUGCGUACGUUCGGAGUAACAGGGGAAUGUCAUAUUUCAAUCAGUAAAGACUGUAUUAUCUCCCUCUCGAGGCUUCCUUGCGAUGCCGAUUACUGCAAACGAUGUUUCAACUUCAAGUGUGACAGGUCGACGGGCCAGUGUUAUGUGGCUUGCUUGGGUUACUCCAAUUUCCCAUACUGCGAUCAGCCUUGUCGGACCGGUCAGUUCGGAUUGAAUUGUAUAUUUCGGUGUAGCCAAAAUUGUUACGGCGGAAUUUGUGAUCCUGCGAGUGGACUUUGCCUCAAUGGUUGCAACGGAUUCUCAAAUCCGCCUAUGUGCAAUAUUCCCUGCAUCGGAAGCCAUGGACAUAACUGCAUGUGUGACGCAAGUUGUCAAGUCUGUAAGACAGGCUCGAGGGUGUGCCAAUCGUGUUUGGAUGGUUACGUUGUUAGAUUGAACAAAACUACCGAAUGUAUUCCUAUGCCUGCUCGAGGGAUUGCCCUUUUUUCUACUUCCCUUUUACGGAAACGCGCGCCUUUAAUUUUAAGUGUACUCAUAUUUGAGACGCUUUUAGUGAUAUUGAUUGUUAUAUUUGUAUUUAUUUAUCAUCGAAAAACUCGUAUAGAUAAUCAUUCAGAAUCGGACUAAAAAAUUCUUUGAUCUGUAUCUGUGUAAAUAAACGUUACUAUGGAUGCCUUCA
Biomphalaria glabrata is the source of this 2024-nucleotide messenger RNA. RefSeq names its product multiple epidermal growth factor-like domains protein 6. The record is from RefSeq and is a predicted model, not a curated record. NCBI's taxonomy places the organism in Eukaryota, Metazoa, Mollusca, Gastropoda, Planorbidae. The coding region runs from base 833 to 1972 and encodes 379 amino acids. The transcript has 13 exons.